This is a messenger RNA of Cricetulus griseus (Chinese hamster), 277 nucleotides long. The record is from RefSeq and is a predicted model, not a curated record. NCBI's taxonomy places the organism in Eukaryota, Metazoa, Chordata, Mammalia, Rodentia, Cricetidae.
CUAGAGGUUUCAUCCCCCUACAGCCAUGGGACAAAGGAAGUCUAAACCGAAGCCGCCCCCCAAGAAGAAGAUGACAGGCAUCCUGGAGACCCAGUUCACUUGCCCCUUCUGCAACCACGAGAAGUCCUGUGACGUGAAAAUGGACCGUGCUCGAAACACUGGAGUUAUCUCCUGUACCGUGUGCCUAGAGGACUUCCAGACACCCAUCAAAUGUCAGUCAGAAUCAGUGGAUGUGUAUAGCGAUUGGAUAGAUGCCUUUGAAGCAGCUAAUCAGUAG